Drosophila nasuta is the source of this 1842-nucleotide messenger RNA. RefSeq names its product EF-hand domain-containing protein D2 homolog Swip-1 (gene Swip-1). Gene Ontology annotation, molecular function: calcium ion binding. The transcript is spliced from 2 exons. The coding region runs from base 404 to 1078 and encodes 224 amino acids. The record is from RefSeq and is a predicted model, not a curated record. NCBI's taxonomy places the organism in Eukaryota, Metazoa, Arthropoda, Insecta, Diptera, Drosophilidae.
UGUUCAUUCGUGUUUCUGACUUCGGGUGCUGUGGAUGCUUUGCGCGCUUUAUUGAAAACAUACGCAACAUAAAAAGCAUAUUCGUAAUAACAAAAAAACCUGCACAUACAUAAGUUAACCCGGUCUUUUCCCGCGCAUCUUAAACGCCAACUAUUUAAAACAACUCCAGAACAUAAAUUUGCACUUUCUGUGUUUGUGUGUGGGCGUGCACUUGUUUAGUGUCCACUUGUGUGUGUGAGUGCGUGUGGUUGUGUGUAUCCUUGCGUCCUCGCUGCCCCCGCCGUCGUUCUCGUCAUUUCUGCACUGUGCCAGCCAAGGGUGUGGUGUGUGUGAAAAAUUCCAGCACAGCGCGACAGCGAAAAAACGAGUAAUAAAUAAAUUGAAUUGAAAUUGAAACUGAAACAUGUCGGUCUCCUCGAACGCCUCCUCUGCUGCCUCGUGCAACGGCAGCGCUGAUGAUAGCAUAACAACAACAGCAACAACGGCGACAACAAACACAGAUAACUCGGAGUUGGCGCACAUCUUGAAUCGCCGCCAGAGUAUCAUGGACUCACAGGAGGCGGGCAUCGAGGUGCCGCGCAGCUUUAAGGUCGUCAAUGUCUACACUGAGUUCCACGAGUUCACGCGCAAGCAGAUCAAGGACUACCAAAAGACCUUUAAUACUUAUGACACGGCUCGCGAUGGAUUCUUGGAUCUGAAUGAGCUGAAGUACAUGAUGGAAAAGCUGGGCGCACCUCAGACGCAUUUGGGUCUGAAGAAGAUGAUUGCCGAGGUCGAUGAGGAUCACGAUGGCAAGAUCUCGUUCCGUGAGUUCUUGCUCAUCUAUCGCAAGGCUCAAGCCGGUGAACUCGAUGAUGAUUCGGGACUGAAUCAGUUGGCUCGCCUCACCGAGAUCGAUGUGGAGCAGGUGGGCGUGAGUGGUGCCAAGAACUUCUUCGAGGCGAAAAUCGAGCAGCAGUUGCGCACAAAUAAAUUCCACGACGAGAUCCGACAGGAGCAGGAGGAGCGACGUCGCGAGGAAGAGGAGCGUGCCCAGCGGCGUCAACAGUUCCAGCAGCGGGCCGCGAUCUUCCAGUAAAGCCCACUUUUUUAGUGGCCACCAUUUAUAUACGAUGUAUUUUGUAGGCGUAGGUUAAACAAAUGCACACACACACACACAUCCAACCAUAUUUGAAACGGGAUCGAAAGCGGAGCCGGACUUUGAUAUACUUAUCAUCAUCACGCAUAUAAACUAAACUAAUCAUCCACAAGAAGGAACUCUUAUAUAUCUUCAUAAUAUGCAUACAAAAAUACAUUACAUUACAUUACAUAGAUAACGAGCAUACCAAAAGCAUAAAUUUACGUUAAAGUUUACGGUUUUUAAUAAUACUAAAUAUCGCAUAUAUUAUCUAAAUAGUUUUUAGUAAUUUUAGGGUUUCUUUCUUUGGUAUUGCGUUUGCUUUUUGUUGACUUUCCUUUUCGCACUUUUAAAUUGAGUUGAUUUUAUGAUUUCAUUUGCUUUUUUUUUAAGUUGGUGCCAUUUUAAUUUUGGUUUUGAUAUUUUUUUUCAAACUGCAUUUUUGUUAAUCAAUGAAAAUCAAAUGUUUUAUGUUCGUAAGCAACAAAUGAAUAAUUAUAAAACUCUCAGCUUUGUUGUACAUAUAUAUUUUUAUGUUAAAGUUCAAAUUUUCAAAUGGUGUACGUUUGGUGGGAAUUACUAUUAUAUAAUAUUUAAUUUAAGCAAUUAACGCCGUUAAAGCAAUAUUAUAUUACGAUACGAAACUAGACGGCAAUUACUAUAUAUUUACAUACACACCACAUAAUUAACUAUUAAUAAAUGUAUAUAGUGCAAAAUGAAACAAA